Molecule: messenger RNA, 1736 nt
Organism: Octodon degus (degu)
Lineage: Eukaryota; Metazoa; Chordata; Mammalia; Rodentia; Octodontidae
Gene: Pi15
Product: peptidase inhibitor 15
Exons: 6
Coding region: 117-893 (258 amino acids)
Cellular component (GO): extracellular region
Source: RefSeq, a predicted model, not a curated record
ACAAGAGUUCAUGCUACAACAUAGCAAAGAACUUUAAAUUUUUGGAAGAACAGUGUAUUCAUUUUGGCAUUGUGCAGAGUAAGGUAAACUCGGUGGCUUCUUCUCCACUCCUCAAAAUGACAGCUAUCUCUGCCGCCAGCAGUGCGCUUCUGUUCUCCCUUCUCUGUGAAGCAAGUACUGUUGUCUUACUCAAUUCCACUGACUCAUCUCCGCCAACCAAUAAUUUCGCUGAUAUUGAAGCAACUUUAAACGCACCAGUAGAUUCAACGGAUAUUCCCAAAACCAGGCGGAAGCGCUACAUUUCGCAGAAUGAUAUGAUCGCUAUUCUUGAUUAUCAUAAUCAAGUUCGAGGCAAAGUAUUCCCACCUGCAGCAAAUAUGGAGUAUAUGGUUUGGGAUGAAAACCUUGCAAAAUCUGCAGAGGCUUGGGCAGCGACUUGCAUUUGGGACCACGGACCUUCUUACUUGCUGCGAUUUUUGGGCCAAAAUCUAUCUGUACGAACUGGAAGAUACCGCUCUAUUCUCCAGUUGGUCAAACCAUGGUAUGAUGAAGUGAAAGAUUAUGCUUUUCCGUAUCCUCAGGACUGCAACCCCAGGUGUCCUAUGAGAUGUUUUGGUCCCAUGUGCACACAUUAUACACAGAUGGUGUGGGCCACCACUAAUCGGAUAGGAUGUGCCAUUCACACUUGCCAGAACAUGAAUGUCUGGGGAGCUAUUUGGAGACGUGCAGUGUACUUGGUGUGUAACUAUGCCCCAAAGGGCAACUGGAUCGGGGAGGCGCCAUACAAAGUGGGAGUGCCAUGUUCAUCUUGUCCUCCAAGCUAUGGGGGAUCUUGUACCGAUAACCUGUGUUUUCCAGGGGUAACAUCAAACUACCUGUACUGGUUUAAAUAAGCUUACACAUUUUACCCAGAAAAUAUAAUGGUUCCUGGGAAUCAUAGGCAUGUAUGUAUAUUGAAUUUUGCACAUAUUAUACAUAUUUUAUGAUAAUCAUGUUUUCAUGUGACUAUUCGGUUGUAUAGUGUUUGUUUAGUACAGUGUUUAAUCAUUAGAUCUAAUCCAAACAUCCAUUUCUAUUUUCUGACCUCUUAAAUCUAAAUUAAAAUACUGUGUCUAUACUAAUAAUAUAGUUCUUACAUCCAUUUCUAAAUCUUGCAUUACAAAGGAGUUAUAUUAUUAUGUUCCUAAGGAAUAAAAUACAUGUUCAAUCUGUAAUGUAUACAUAUGUAUGUGACCAUAUAUACAUAUGCAUACACACAAACAAAAUAUACCAUGUAGCAUAUAAAUAAUACUGUACUACAGUCGAGGGAAAUUGGAAACUAUUCUAAGCAUGUUUGAGGUGGUGGGGCGUGCUUAGCAGCAUUUUUAUGCUACCCAUAAAAUGCUACUUUCCAAAAUAACACUCAACAAUAUUUGCAGCUGAUAAUUUAAUGAAGUUACGACAGACAAAUUUUAUUCUGGAGAUAUUUUAUCUUAUUUACAUCCAUCAAAGUGAUCAGUUUAUGCCUUUUAUUUAGUUUCAUUUUAUUCAGUCCCAUGAAUAAAUAGUCCCAUGUUGAGCCUUUACUUUAUCAAAGGGACUUUGUUGGUUACAUUCUGAUAAUGCAAAAACAAUUAGACUUAGUUGAGUCCUGAAGGAGCUCACAAAGACACUUAGGAAAUAAAACAGCCUAGUCAUUUUUCUGUAAACUUAAUUUUUAAAUUAUUAUAUAAAGAGAAUACAAAAUAGUAAGGAAA